Molecule: messenger RNA, 2972 nt
Organism: Ostrea edulis (European flat oyster)
Lineage: Eukaryota; Metazoa; Mollusca; Bivalvia; Ostreida; Ostreidae
Product: dynein regulatory complex protein 1-like
Exons: 20
Coding region: 636-2837 (733 amino acids)
Biological process (GO): regulation of cilium movement; axonemal dynein complex assembly; cilium-dependent cell motility
Cellular component (GO): axoneme; axonemal dynein complex
Source: RefSeq, a predicted model, not a curated record
UUUAUCCUGCAAAAUAUAUCUUACAUGUCAGAAUUAUACAACACACUAAUAUAAGACAAUUACUUCAAAUUGAUCAGACGGCGGAUAUCGUGGACAAUACACGAUGUCAACACCUCAAGAGGAGAGUACUAUUGCCAGCAUUGGUCUCAACUACAUGAUACAUACCACUGACGUAGUCUGUGCAAUGCUUAAUAUCUAUUCAAGAAGUAAAUUAUUUGCUAUUACUUUAGUUGCUGAUAGGUACAGUUACAAAAACUAUCAACAUCUAUUCACAAAAUGAAAAUACAUUAUCGAGAUGAAGCUGUUGUCUUCUGUCAUGAGGUCAAUUAUGGUUUAUUUAGAAUACUGACGAUCUCUGGAUCGAUUAUUUCUCCUUUCUAAUUUGCCUAGUGUUUAUGCAAUAAAGUGUGAUUGUUUUACACAAGUAAUGGUAGAGAGUUUACUGGAUGUUACUCGAUUUUUUACGGCAUGAAGAACACAAGACACUAACCGCCAUGUUGGCUGUACAGGAAAAGGAAGUGCCUAGUUUAUUUUUACCGGAAGUGUUUCAUACGCCAUUUGUGUAUGGCUGUUUUAGCAUAGCAACACAACAAACUGUAAGAAACUAUCAAUUUUAAGCAACAAAAGCGGAAACGAUGAGUUCUAGUGGUGAAGAAGAUGAGACUGGGCCUAAUGUUGAUUCUCUUGAUCCAGAUGAAAGGAUUCAUGCACGACGAGAGAGAAUAAAAAGGCGCAUCGAAGCUACGAAAAGAGCUGAACAGGGCGAGGACCCAAAUGACAAGAAAGAGGUCAAAGAAGAGCUCAGUAAGAGCAGGAAACAGGUUGAGCAGAGUCGCCUACGGUUAACAAAGCUAAAACAAGAUGGCAAUGAGUUAGUAACCAAUAUCCGUGUGGCUGGAGAUUCCAGAGAAGCAGCUAGACGUGCAGAGGAUGAUGACGCGAAGAGACAGAGAAAAGAGAGGCUGGAACAAGAAGCAAAAUCAGGUGCAGAAAAGUUUGAAGAGAUUACGAAGAAAUGGGAACAAGCCUUACAGAAAGAGAUUCCCCAGUCCUUAUACCAGAUGCUAAGACAACAAAAGGAUGCUUGUAAAGCAAUAGUUCUUGACAAAAACAAACUCAUUAAGGACUUUCAAGAGGAUCUACAAAAGAAGGAUGAUUUGUACAUUAAAGACCUGAAAAAACAAGCCGAUGAUAUCGAUUUAAUGAUUGAGAGAAUGGAAGAGCAAAUCAAAAGCUUGAGCACAUCAUAUAAAACUGAGAUUGAAGAAAUCGAGAGAGCUUUUGUGGCUGAGAGAAAUGAACUGUUAGAGCAGCACAAGAAAAAGUGGGAGGAACGGAUGGAAAACAGAAGACAGAAGGAAAUUGAGUACAUGAAGGCCAGGGAGAAGAGAGUAGAAGAUUACGAACAACAGCUGCACAACAUCCGCGUCCAAGAUUCCGAAGAGUACAACCGAAUCAAGAUCCGAAUGGAAACAGAUGUUCAGAUUCUGGAGCAACAACUGCAGCAGAUGCGAGCAACUUACCAACUUAACCAGGAAAAACUAGAUUACAAUUUCCAGGUGCUGAAAAAGAGAGAUGAAGAGAACCAGAUUACUAGAAACCAGCAAAAAAGAAAAAUUACAAGAUUACAAGAUGUUCUGAAUGGACUGAGAAUAAAGAUCGCAAAGCAGGAGAAACAAUACAAGGAUGAAAACCAGCAAUUGACAGAAGAUUACAAGAGAAUCACAGAACAAUUUAGGGACCUCCAGAGAAAAUCUAGGCAUUUUAUGCAGGCUGAUGGUAAGAAGUUUGAGGAGGUGUGGUGCAUGAAUGAAGAGGAAUGUAAGGAGUUGGUGACCACACUGGUGGAGGCAGACAGAACCAUCCACGAACAACAGCUGGGCAUGCAGUACCACACCCCCGACUUGUCUUUCACGGAAAAUGUUGGUCCUAUUAAGAGUGGGGCCAGUCAGAAGGGGGGAAUGUCUGCUCAACAGCUGGUUCAGGAAAUCAUGUCCCAGACAGGAAGUCAAGGAGAGAAAGAAGAAGAGGAAGACGAUGACAUUCCAUCUGACAGGAAACUGCCUAAGAGUACACUGCUCUCUAAAAUAAACGCUAGCACCAUCAAAACAGUGUUAGAGCUUCUCUGUGACGAAUCAGGAUUUUUGGUUGAGUCAAAACUGAACAAACUUCUGGCUCCAUUAGAGAAGGAUGAGAGAUCUCUGAUGAAAUUGGAUGCCAUUUUCAGUGCUCUGGGAAUUGACACUGAGGACGAUGUCCAUCUAUUGUCCAGUUACUUCAUGCAUGUCAAGGGAGGUAAGAAGCAGGAGGAGGAAGAGGAGGAGGAAGAGAAAGAAACAACAUUGGAGGAAACACAAACAGAGGGCGAGAUGGAUGACAUUGAUGCUGAAAUCAGGAAACUGACCGGCAAGGAGGGUGAUGUUGAUUCCUCUAAGAGUGAAACAAUAGAGCUAAUCCACCCUAACGAAGUGAUGAAGGCUCUGAGGGCUUUUGUGGAAGAAAACAAACAACCAGCCAAGGAGAAAGUAAAACAGUCUCAGUUUAAAAUUGCCUCCUUAGAGGAGCGGGACAGUUCAGAGGACUCCGAUUACUGGGCCAGUUACGCCAAAUUAGUGGACGAGAAAAAGGAACGGCUCUGGGAUGCCCUGCUGGAGGGGUUGGAAAAAUACAGUGAAGUACUAACGUCCAGAUCCAGUCUUAUUAAUGAAACUGACGCUCUCCGUCAACAAAAUGCAGAACUCCGAAUGUUACUACACCAAUACGUUAAUUCCAAGGUGAAUGCAGAGCUGGAGAUUCCGCCCACACGAGUUUUACAGCUAGAGAUGAACCCACGAUGAUUCAGUGUCACGAACUGUUACACAAAUUAUUUUGAUCCGUCCAAUUUCUAGUGUUGAAUUUGUCAUGAAAAAAUGCAUGAUAUUUACCAUUGAGUGUAUAUGUACAUAUUUGUAAAUAAAAUAUUCAACAAUCAA